Neurospora tetraspora is the source of this 1398-nucleotide messenger RNA. RefSeq lists its product as uncharacterized. Lineage: Eukaryota; Fungi; Ascomycota; Sordariomycetes; Sordariales; Sordariaceae. The transcript has a single exon. The coding region runs from base 190 to 1068 and encodes 292 amino acids. The record is from RefSeq and is a predicted model, not a curated record.
UGCACUCCAUCGGGAAGAAGGCCGCGGUAUUUGGAUUGAGUCUACAUCUACCGAGGCUUUAUGUAGAGCACUCAGACGCCGUUGAGGUUUCCAGACUCUAACCGUCCAGACUUUGAUUUUGGUAUUCAAAAGCUAGAACAAGACUUUCCACGCCGUGGCUGGAGCUGCUGCAUUAUUGGUACCUCGCUAAUGCCGGUAACCCGUCUCACGCCUAUCAAGACCCUGGUCCCGCUGUCGCAAUCUAUCUCCCUCAUUCAAUCCCUCCUUCCACUCAUCUCAAUUGAGGUUUCUCCCAUCCCGUCUUUCUACAACACCUCAACCAGUGAACAGGACCACGAGCCCUUUGUCCUGGGCAAACCAUACCGGGAAUCCAAAUCCAAUCAUCCCGCCAUCGACUCAGGCUUCUUUCUGCCAUCGGCCAUCAUAUCUGGGUCUACAGGUUAUCCCCACCACCACGCAAGCGCUGAUCUCCUCGAUCCAACUUGUUGGCCGUUUUGCCCGUCGGUCCCUGCGUAUACCUCACGCCCACGUACGUACAUACCAUCAGAUUCACACCGGCGUGACCUUCACUUAUCGGAACGAAAAGCAAACGUCCAGCAUCCCAGCAUCCCAUCGCAACACCCGGGGCGGGCCCCUCGCCAAGUAGCAACCUCGCUGGGCAUAUCAAGAUCCACGAUACCUGCUGCACCCUUCCUGCCUAUCAUACCUCUCCCUCUCACGACAUCCAGGUCCACCGCCAGAUUAGACUUGUGCCAGAUUGUACCAGAUUGUGUCAGAUUGUGCCAGAACUCCAUCGACAAGAGGGACCAGCCAGCCAGCCCCCACCGCUUCACAAGUCACCCUUUCGCCUGUUCCUGGAUCCUCAUCUCCCCCUGGCUGCCUUGUUUUGACCCCUUCGGGCACACCCCGGCCAUUUCGACUUGUCGACCGAUCCACAGACGCCCUACCCAGCGAUCUUGUCCCCGGCCGGUGAUAUACAUACCCCCCGUACGGAGCCGCUCAAAAGCCCAACGGCAUCCACCCACACUGGACCUCCCGUCCCCCCGCGGUUUCCACUUGUUUCGCUAAAAUACCGAGGAACCCUGAUUAUUUUACCAUCCAGUUGGACCCGUGAAUGUCCAACCUCUUUCUUGCCUAGCUACCAUUCCAUGGACCUCCGACGCUUCUCGCAUCAGCAUCUCCUUGCCAUGUGUGAGCCUCGAUAGUGACCAUCAAGAACAGUACCUUACCUACCCAUCUACCUUACCUUACUUGCUGACGUGAGCCGGCACCACCACCCUUUGGCGUCAUUCAUACACCACGUCACGCGAUCCUUCCACCAUUAUCAUUCAUCCUAGCCCUGUGAAGGAAGGGCAUUGUUGUUGGAGUUAAGAGGUCGACGGGACGACAGUCGUUCCG